UUUCUCCAAAUGUUUUGCUGGCAGAAGGACUCCAUGAAAGAUGACAGAAGAAGUCAUUGUUAUAGCCAAGUGGGACUACACUGCCCAGCAGGACCAAGAGCUUGACAUCAAAAAGAACGAGCGCCUGUGGCUGUUGGAUGACUCCAAGACGUGGUGGCGGGUGAGGAACGCAGCCAACAGAACGGGGUACGUGCCGUCCAACUACGUGGAGCGCAAGAACAGCUUGAAGAAGGGCUCCCUGGUGAAGAACCUCAAGGACACGCUAGGCCUCGGCAAGACCCGCAGGAAGCCGAGCGCCAGGGAUGCAUCGCCGACGCCCAGCACGGACGCCGAAUACCCCUCCAAUGGCAGUGGCGCUGACCGCAUCUAUGACCUCAACAUCCCCGCCUUUGUCAAGUUCGCCUACGUGGCCGAGAGGGAGGACGAGCUGUCCCUGGUCAAGGGCUCGCGCGUCACGGUCAUGGAGAAAUGCAGUGACGGCUGGUGGCUGGGCAGCUUCAACGGGCAGAUCGGCUGGUUCCCCUCCAACUCUGUGCUGGAGGAGGCGGACGAGGCUGCCGCCGAGUCCCCGAGCUUCCUGAGCCUCCGGAAGGGCGCCUCCCUGAGCAACGGCCAGGGUGCCCGGGUGCUGCACGUGGUGCAGACGCUGUACCCCUUCAGCUCCGUCACCGAGGAGGAGCUCAACUUUGACAAAGGAGAGACCAUGGAGGUGAUCGAGAAGCCCGAGAACGACCCAGAGUGGUGGAAAUGCAAAAACGCCCGGGGUCAGGUCGGCCUGGUCCCCAAAAACUACGUGGUGGUCCUCAAUGACGGGCCAGCCCUGCACCCUUCGCACGCCCCGAAGAUCAGCUACACCGGGCCCUCGUCCAGCGGGCGCUUCGCAGGCCGGGAAUGGUACUACGGCAACGUGACGCGGCACCAGGCUGAGUGCGCCCUCAACGAGCGGGGCGUGGAGGGCGACUUCCUCAUUAGAGACAGCGAGUCCUCGCCCAGUGACUUCUCCGUGUCUCUCAAAGCGUCAGGGAAGAACAAGCAUUUCAAGGUGCAGCUCGUGGACAAUGUCUACUGCAUCGGGCAGCGGCGAUUCCACAGCAUGGACGAGCUGGUGGAGCACUACAAGAAGGCGCCCAUCUUCACCAGCGAGCACGGGGAGAAGCUCUACCUCGUCAGGGCCCUGCAGUGACGCGGCGGCCUCCCAGGCCCCAGCUCCAGGGCCGCGCUUCCCCCUCGCCUCCCUCCGGAGCCCUGUGGUCGCCCACCCGGCCGUCCUGCCGCAGCUCCGCGUGCCAGGCACUCGUCCCGAUCGGCCUCCUUAGCCCCUUCCCCUGCGCCACCCCAGGCCACCCCAGGCCCUCUCGGCCACGCCCGGCCCACAGCCUCCUGGCCCGCUGCAGAGGACGGGGCAGAAGGGGCGUGUCUGUCCACCUCACUCCUUUGCAGCUGGAAACAGCCGCGGUCCGUUCAAAUCGGUCACACUCAGAACUCCCCACUCAACGACAUCGGGUGCAGUUGGGGGGCAUCAGGCUGCGCUCAGUGUGUGAGUGAACCACAGCACACUCGGGAUGAAAUGGCCUGAGCUCUGGCUCCCUGGGCACAGGUGGCAGCGGCCCUCCUUCAGGGUCCUGGCUCCAGGCUGUGCAGGGAGCAGUUGCAUUUGAGGAUAGCAAUACUGGAACGCCGGGUUGGUGGGGUGAGGAAACUGCCCAGUGCCUUCGAGGCUGUGCUUGCAAUAAAGAGAAUUUCCGUGAGAGUCAGUCUACAGAAGAGGGAACCCGUGAUGCAGAAAGACAUGUUUUGGUAAAUGACCCCCAGAUGUGCCAUCCGCAUAGUGCUUUUUCCUCUCGCCCUUUGGCUUGUUUGAAUUUCACAAUUAUGUAUUUAAUUCUCAAAGUAAUAUGUAUCUGUAGCCGUUUGUUGACACUAAUAACAGAUGAUUAAGGAAAACAGCUGAUCUUUGGGGAAGGGGAGAUACGAAUACUUUAUACACACUCACUAUAUAUAUAUAUAUAUAAUACAUGUAUAUUAUAUAUAUAUAAUUUGCUUUACAGGGAAAUUUUUCAGGGUUUACAAAAGAAUAUGUGAUUGGUAGUAAAAGACACAGAAUGUUUAUGAAAAAAUUGCAUUUUCUUUUUUCUUUACAUUUGAACUUCUUUAUAGUUGAAAUAUACAGUCUUGAGAUGGCACAUUCCUACAAUUGAAGAAGGGGUCUUGAGAUCCCCUAAACUUGCAUACCCAGUUUUUUGGAUAUUGUAAUAAAAAAGAAGUAUUAUGACAA
Messenger RNA from Ictidomys tridecemlineatus (thirteen-lined ground squirrel), 2275 nucleotides. NCBI's taxonomy places the organism in Eukaryota, Metazoa, Chordata, Mammalia, Rodentia, Sciuridae. The record is from RefSeq and is a predicted model, not a curated record.